Messenger RNA from Laccaria bicolor S238N-H82, 513 nucleotides. RefSeq lists its product as uncharacterized. Bases 1 to 513 code for a protein of 170 amino acids. Gene Ontology annotation, cellular component: cytosol. Gene Ontology annotation, molecular function: acetyl-CoA synthetase activity. Gene Ontology annotation, biological process: acetyl-CoA biosynthetic process. The record is from RefSeq and is a predicted model, not a curated record. Lineage: Eukaryota; Fungi; Basidiomycota; Agaricomycetes; Agaricales; Hydnangiaceae. The transcript is spliced from 3 exons.
AUGGCUGACGUCGGUUGGAUCACUGAUGACAUCCAGAUAUAUUGUGUACGGCCCUCUCGCCAACGGAGUCACUACCACGGUGCUCACCACGUCGAGAACCAUGACCUCAGCAGCCUGUGCGUCCUUAGCAGCGUGGGCGAGCCUAUCGACCCAGAGGCGUCGAAUUGGUAUAACGAACGUGUUGGUAAGACUCAGUGCGCCAUUGCGGAUACCUUCUGGCAAACAGAGACUGGGUCGAUCGUCAUUACACCGUUCCCUGGUGUUAUCGAGACACUCCCCGGCUCCGCAAUUAUCCCCUUCUUCGGUAUUGAGCCUGCCAUUCUUGAUCCCGUUACGGGCAAUGAAUUGGAAGGUAAUAAUGUUGAAGGUGUUCUUGUCCUCAAGACGCCUUGGCCGUCUAUCGCUCGCACUGUCUGCAAAGAACAUAAAAGCUAUCUGGGCACCUGCAUGAAUGUAUGCCAUUUCGCCUUUUUGACAUUGUUUCACACCUCGCGUGGGCCGAGUUGUAUUUAA